Molecule: messenger RNA, 2324 nt
Organism: Aspergillus alliaceus
Lineage: Eukaryota; Fungi; Ascomycota; Eurotiomycetes; Eurotiales; Aspergillaceae
Product: potassium channel family protein
Exons: 3
Coding region: 131-2179 (682 amino acids)
Biological process (GO): stabilization of membrane potential; potassium ion transmembrane transport
Cellular component (GO): membrane
Molecular function (GO): potassium ion leak channel activity
Source: RefSeq, a predicted model, not a curated record
UGACAUACAAGAUAUCUUGUUCAUGAUGCAUCAACGUGUGUCCUUACUACCACCAUUGCCAGACCACAAAUAUGAGGUGUCAUACAUGCUUCGGACAAUAAAGGGACUUUGAGAUAGAUACACAGCAGCGAUGGAACCAGACCAGGACAUAAAUCAAAGACCGGACCACAGUAUCGGACUGGAAUCAUCCAAAAUCCCGACAAAGGAUUCAGUAUGGGAAAGACUUCAAGAUUUGUUCAAUCCGAGGCCUCCGGACGAUGACGAGCCGCAAGAUUGGUGGUUCGCAUCAACCGCCAUCCCGCUGAUAGCGGCCACCACCAGCCCAUUCGCAAAUGUGAUGUCUAUCGUUGCGCUGGCCAUGCCUUGGAAAAGUGAGAUUCAUGCGGAUCAGAAGGAUCCGGAAGGAAAUCCUGUGCAGAUAAUGUUGUCAGAUCCCAGAUGGUGUAUCGGUCUUAAUGCUACCUCUCUUGCAUUUGGUGUGUUGGGGAAUCUUUUUCUAUUGUUCAACUUUACUCGGACCGUACGGUAUAUAAUAGCUCUACCUGCCUCUAUCAUUCUUUGGUCCCUGGCGACCGCUAUCUUGAUCGGAAUAACAAGCUCAGUGCACAUAUAUGCUAGCCCAGUACCGCCGAAUCAGACCUACUCUCAGGCGUACUGGUAUGCUGUAAUUGCGGCAAUCCAUUAUUUUAUUCUGACUGCCAUCUUAAUGAUCAAUAUGUUCGGAUAUGUUCUUGGACAUUAUCCUCAAUAUUUUGCGCUAACCGAUGGACAACGGACUUUGAUUCUUCAAACCACAGCGCUGGGAAUAUGGUUGAUAGUGGGUGCCGCGGUGUUCCAGAGAGUCAUAGGCAUCUCGAUCGCAGAAGCUCUCUACUUCUGUGAUAUAACAAUCCUAACACUCGGUUUUGGUGAUGUAGUUCCAAACACAGCGGUCGGCAGGGGGCUCGUCCUCCCUUAUGCCGUGAUCGGAAUCAUCAUCCUGGGUCUAGUAGUUGGUAGUAUCAACAGGAUCAUACGAGACCUGCAAGACACGAUUGUCAUACAAAAGCACAUCGAACGGCGACGAGAAGCGACGAUCGAGCGGUCUCUGAAGGAAGAAGACACACAAAGAAAUUUACAUCUAGUGUCUAAUACAUCACAGAUCGCCUAUAGGCCCAAAUAUACACGCAAAAUGCCGAUUAUCAGCAGAGUGACGACCUUUUAUCGCGGCUCGAUCGGUCAACCGAAGACCGUAGUGAUAAAGGAAGAAAAGGAUAGGUUCAACGCUAUGCGUGAUAUCCAAUCCGAAACGGUGGUAUUCCGUCGAUGGUAUCGGCUCACACUGAGCCUCAUUGCUUUUGGGAUCCUUUGGACGUGUGGCGCUGUUGUGUUCUGGGCACUGGAAGAAAGUUUUACGUAUUUUCAAGCCUUAUAUUUUGGGUUCUGUUCGCUCUUGACCAUUGGGUAUGGAGACAUUACUCCAACUACGAACGCUGCGAAGCCCUUCUUCGUGGUGUGGUCAUUAAUUGCGAUUCCGACGAUGACGUCGCUCAUCUCCGAGAUGAGUAAUACUGUCGUUGCGGUGUUCAAACAUGGUACCAGCCAAGUUGCAGACUGGACUGUCCUUCCGCAUGCUGGGAAGUAUAAGUCGUUCAUCAGACGGUUUCCUCCUAUCCUCGCGUACCUCGAGAAACGCGAGCAGAACAAACGGGUUGCUCGAGGCUUUUCUGUCGGCGUGGACGAUAUGGAGAGCACGCCGAAUGGAGAGUCCUCGGGCCGUGCCGGAGGCUCACGGCUGAACGAGAAACUAGCGAGUGAUAGACAACCUUCCGAUUUCGAGCUCGCACAGCGUCUCGCGUUCGCCAUUCGCCGGACAACGAGGGAUGCAGUUAACGGACACCCGAAGCGAUACAGCUACGACGAAUGGGCGGAGUUCACCAAAAUGAUUCGAUUCACUGAUCCAACACCUGGGGAUACCGUUCUGUAUGAAGAUGAAUAUGGCAUUCUUAAUUGGGACUGGAUUGGGCAGAGUAGCCCCAUGCUGGCGUCACAGACGGAGCCCGAAUGGGUUCUUGAUCGACUCUGUGAGAGCAUGAUUCGGUUUAUCUCCACGCAGGCUCAGAAGAGGAACUUGGAUAAAGCCAUUGGGGAUGUAGUGGAUGAGGAUGAGCCUACGUUAAAGAAGGAAAGAGACAUUUAGCGCUGCAAUGGGAGUUUACAGUGUUUAUGAUACGUAAUAUCGUGACAUACUUGGCCAUUCGCCGAAGUACAUGUUUGAAUGUCUACAUACAUGAUCAAUGCAGCAAAAUCGACACAAGUCUGGCGACCAACAUGCGAUGUAAGGC